This is a messenger RNA of Lachnellula hyalina, 1311 nucleotides long. RefSeq names its product Exoglucanase (gene CEL1). NCBI's taxonomy places the organism in Eukaryota, Fungi, Ascomycota, Leotiomycetes, Helotiales, Lachnaceae. The transcript is spliced from 2 exons. The record is from RefSeq and is a predicted model, not a curated record. Bases 1 to 1311 code for a protein of 436 amino acids. Gene Ontology annotation, biological process: carbohydrate metabolic process. Gene Ontology annotation, molecular function: hydrolase activity, hydrolyzing O-glycosyl compounds.
AUGGUUUCCAUUAUCUUUGGCCUCGCAGCAACACUUAUCCCAUUUGUUUCCGCUCAACAACCUGGAACUUACACUCCGGAAGUCCAUCCCACAUUGACUUCGCAACAAUGCACCAAAGCAGGUGGCUGUGUUACCGUUAACACUUCUGUGGUACUCGAUUCCAAUUAUCGGUGGCUACACAACGUAGGCGGUUCCGACAACUGCACCUCUCAAGGAUUCAACACAAGUGUAUGCGCUGAUGCAGAAUCUUGUAGCACAGACUGUGCGCUAGAAGGUGUUGAUUAUGCCAGCUUCGGCGUUAGAACGAAUGGCAGUGCUUUGACGCUCAAUCUUUUCAAGACGGAGAACAAUGUAACUUCUAAGGUCACUCCUCGUGUAUAUCUACUUGCAGAUGACAGCACCUACGACAUGUUUCAACUAUUGGACCGGGAGAUUACUUUUGAUGUCGAUAUGUCACAGGCGGGUUGCGGUGUCAACGGCGCUCUGUAUCUCUCCGAGAUGAGCCCAACUGGGAAUGAAGGACCGCUCAACCCCGCCGGUGCCAAGUACGGGACAGGAUAUUGUGAUGCUCAAUGCCCAUCACUAAACUAUAUCAAUGGAGUUGCAAAUUUCAACGGCACAAUAGGCGCCUGCUGCAGCGAAAUGGAUCUCUGGGAAGCCAAUUCCGCCGCGGCUGCUUUUACCCCGCAUCCCUGCAAUAUCACCGGCGUAUAUGCAUGUACCGAGCCCCUAUGCGGCGAUGCGGACAAGUACGCGGGCGUCUGCGACAAGGACGGCUGCGAUUACAACGCGUAUCGGAACGGUGCACCUGGCUUCUACGGGCCGGGGGCGAACUUGACAAUCGAUACGAAUAGGCCGUUUAGCGUUGUAACGCAAUUCCUCACAUCUGGCAACAGGACGUUGAGCGAAAUCAAGCGGUUAUAUAUCCAAGACGGCGCCGUGAUACAGAACGCGCAAACGAAUAUCAACGGCGUGAUGCCCGGGAACAGCAUCUCAGAUAGCUAUUGCAAGGAACAGAAGAGCGUGUUCAACGCCACGGAUGACUUCACAGAAUUGGGCGGUUUAGCGGAGAUGGGGGGCGCGCUUGGGAGGGGUAUGGUGCUUAUUUUUAGCAUCUGGGAUGAUGCGGAGAGUCGCAUGCAGUGGCUUGAUGCGACGAAAGGGACGGGGGCGGGGAGUGUGAGGGGGCCUUGUAGCGCGGAGAGUGGGGAUGUGGGGGAUAUUCUGGCAGAGGAGCCGGGGACUAGGGUUGUGUUUGAAAAUAUUAGGAGCGGGGAGAUUGGGAGUACGUUUGUGGAUGGGGGGUAUUAG